AUGAGUGAUGUUGUCACUGUACUUAGAACCUUUUUGUAUCAACUAACAACACAGUUCAAUGUUGUUCUGAAGAUUGUUAGAUCAGAUAAUGGGACUGAAUCUUUCAAUAAAAAUUGUCAUGCUUUGUUUGAUUCUCAUGGUAUUAUUCAUCAGAGUAGUUGUGUCUAUACUUCUCAACAAAAUGGCAUUCUUGAGAGAAAGCAUAGACACAUUUUGGAUGGUGCUAGGGCCUUGGAAUUUUCUUUUAGCAUUCUUGAUAGAUAUUGGGGGGAUGUCUCUUUCAAAGAGCACAUUUUUCCUUUUGCUCAAACUUUAUCUCAUGGUUCUUCUCUUGUCAUGCCUAGUGUGUUACAUGAUAGGGGGAGUUUGCCUAUGGAUCAUGUAAUUCACUCACCAGUAAAUGAUGAUGCAGUUAUUCAGGAACCAACUCAUGCUGAACCAACUCAUGUUGAUAUUGCUACUAUUACAACUGAUGCUGGAAUUCCUAGCAGUGAAAAUACAGAUGCUAGCAGUACAAAUACAGGUGAUAAUGUCAACAUUAAUGCUCACAAUGAGGGAGUAGAGGCUGACAAUCAUGAAGCCAAUAAUAAUGAGAAUAGAAGAUCAGGAAGAAUCACUAAAGCACCAUUAUGGCAUGAAGAUUUUAUUACCACCGGACGAGGAAAGGAAAUAACAUAUCCUAUGUCCAAUUACAUAUCAUACCACAAGCUGUCAGCCAAGUACAGAGAUGUUUUGGCAAAUUUCUUAGCAGUAGUUGAACCACACAAUUUUUAG
Molecule: messenger RNA, 774 nt
Organism: Lycium ferocissimum
Lineage: Eukaryota; Viridiplantae; Streptophyta; Magnoliopsida; Solanales; Solanaceae
Exons: 3
Coding region: 1-774 (257 amino acids)
Biological process (GO): DNA integration
Molecular function (GO): nucleic acid binding
Source: RefSeq, a predicted model, not a curated record